AACUUCAUUCACUAUGAUGCUCGACUCCUAGCGAGGAGCUCCUCCGCACCCAACAUCCGCUGUAAGGAGAAAACUCAAUGAAAUUCAAGAACAAUUCUUGACCAGAAUUAACGUUUGUGCAGCCAGCGUGAAGCGAACCUGAAGACAUCGCCUCAGUGCAUUCAUCAAGACUUUAUUUUUGGGGGCACUUUAAGUAUAAAAGUUUUUUCCUAAGGCUCCCCCCUCCCCAUUUUUCUUUACAGAAGACAUCUUCUUCACUUUUUUUAAAAAAAAGGCAUAAAACAUUUCUGAACAAUUAUCACACAGUAUUUGACUUUCCUGGACUGCUGCAGACUUUAUUCGUGGACUGAAAUCUGGCAGUAAAUCGCCUGGACCGCUCGUAUAUGUGAUUGGUUUAACAAGUACCUUUAUUCUUCAGUGAGAGAUCAUGGAGCGCGACUCUACCGCGGGAGGGGCGGAGGACCUGCUCCUGGAAGACAAAGUUUCAAAACUGCGUGCAGGAUCACUUCACAAACACGAACUAGCUGAGGCCAUGGAAGUGGAACAAGAAGGACUGGUAGAACAUCAGCCUCUGGAGCAGGACGACCUUAACUUUGAGAAAUGGAAGCCCAAGCCAAAGCCCAAGAGGACGCUGCAUGAGAAAAUCGACGACUUAAAGACUUACCUGUGGAACGCAGAGACUAAGGAGUUUAUGGGCCGCUCGGGGAAGAGCUGGAGCCUUAUUCUGCUCUUCUACUCAGCAUUAUACAUUUUCCUUGCGGCUAUGUUUGCUGGUUGUAUGUGCUGCCUGAUGUGGUCAAUUAGUCCAUAUGCUCCCACCUACAAUGACAGAGUGAUGCCACCAGGUAUGACAAUGUUUCCUCAUGUAGAUGUAGCUCAUGGGUUUGACAUUGCUUUCAACGCCUCUGACCGAAGCUCGUGGAGGAAGUAUGCCAAAGCACUGGAAGCCCAUCUGAAACCAUAUGACGACGGAGUGCAGGAUAGGCGGAACAUUAACUGUGAAGGAAAUACGUAUUCCAUGCAAGAUGACUUAGAGGAGAGUGCCGAGCGCAAGGCAUGUCAGUUUAAGAGGUCCUGGCUGGGUGAAUGCUCCGGCAUGAAGGACAAAGAUUUUGGCUACUCAAAGGGAAAACCCUGCAUCCUCGUCAAAAUGAAUCGGAUUCUCGGGUAUCUGCCUGGUCAAGGCACUCCAGUAAAUGUUACAUGUGGAGUCAAGAAAGGGUCAACUGAAGGCCUCGGAGAAGUCCAGUUUUUUCCAGAAAAUAUCUUCAACUUGCGGUACUAUCCCUAUUAUGGGAAACUGAGACAUGUAAACUACUCUUCCCCGUUGGUGGCUGUGCGCUUUCCCAGUGUCCAGUAUGACACCCAACUACACGUUCAAUGCAAACUAAACGGCAAGGGCAUCAUCAACGAUUCACCAACCGACCGUUUCCUGGGUAGUGUGUCUUUCACUUUAGAAGUGGGUGCGUAGGGUGGCAGUAGACCUAGAGAAAUUGAAAUUAAAUUCUCAGAGUAUGUUAUAAUAAUUGAAAUAGCACACUGGGUGUUGUCUUUACCCAUUAGCCCUCUGAUUAUGCCUCCGGCAGCCACUGUGCUAUUCGUGUCAGAGCUGUGUUACUACACUACUUUUUCAAAAAAGGAAUUUCCCAGUAAGCAAAGACUGAGAUUCAUAGAUCAGCCGAUAGAGACUGACACCUGCCUGGAUUUCAUUAUAGGAUAAAAGGAAGAUGUCCAAAUACUGUAUGUAGGUAUCAAUUAUAGCUAUUGAGGCAUAAUCACUCAAAAGUACGGUCUAAAGUGAGAUGCAGGCAAAACAAUUCUCUAGAUCUGUGUAGAUCGUAGAAUUAACAUUUAUUAAACCUUUUUGAUGAGUUAUUUUGCGAAGUCAGAUGUGUAUAUAACACAAAUUAAAACAGAACAAAUAUAUUUUUUAUGAUUUUUCUCAGUUAAGUCAGUCUCCUUUAAAUUCUACCCCCCCCCCCAGAAUGAAGAAAAAGAAACUGCUUAACAUUAUCCUUUUGCUUGCUCAUUUAAUUGAAUAACUAUCAGAUGUGGUUUAGAAUUAAUAACUGAUUUGUACAUUUAACUAAAUUUUUCUUUCUUUCCUUUUUUUUUUUUUGGAUGUGCAACUAAAUUUUUAAUUCAUUUCUGAAACGCGGGACAGAAAUCCCAUUUCAUCAUUUUCACAAAGCUUCAUAAUGAAAUACUAGUUGAACUUUCUUUUGUCAAUCAUGCAACCAGCACUUAAAAACUAAAUAGAGUCACAAUUAAUCUGAUUGAAAAUAUCUGCUCAAUUGCCUGUAAGGAGGAUUUCAACAGUAUUAUUUAUUAAUUGUAUAUGAAUAUAUUGACAUGAUACAAACAGUUACAAAGUGUAAUAGUGAGAUGGAAAUUGGUAAGUGCACAUCUUUGUUAUUCAGUAAAUGCAUUGAAAUAUCCACUGGCUGACAAAGAUUUGCCAGCUCAUGUUUUUAAACGCACUCAUGUUUUAGUAUAAACAAUAAAGCUGGAUGAGAAUUAACGGAAUCAAA
Molecule: messenger RNA, 2531 nt
Organism: Cyprinus carpio (common carp)
Lineage: Eukaryota; Metazoa; Chordata; Actinopteri; Cypriniformes; Cyprinidae
Product: protein ATP1B4-like
Biological process (GO): potassium ion transport; regulation of DNA-templated transcription; sodium ion transport
Cellular component (GO): sodium:potassium-exchanging ATPase complex; nuclear inner membrane
Source: RefSeq, a predicted model, not a curated record